This is a messenger RNA of Alternaria ventricosa, 1230 nucleotides long. RefSeq lists its product as uncharacterized. Gene Ontology annotation, cellular component: actin cortical patch. The transcript has a single exon. NCBI's taxonomy places the organism in Eukaryota, Fungi, Ascomycota, Dothideomycetes, Pleosporales, Pleosporaceae. Gene Ontology annotation, molecular function: phosphatidate phosphatase activity. The record is from RefSeq and is a predicted model, not a curated record. Bases 1 to 1230 code for a protein of 409 amino acids.
AUGGCUCCCGAAUCCGCUUCCGCCAUGGCUGGCCGUGCUCGUAUGCGCACCGAACAAACCGAACAAGAUCGCAUUACCAGAGAAAACUCAGGCUUCGACGCAUUUGAAGCAGACAUGCCGAAACUCACUAGCCGAUUUAGCUUCUCCCUCAAGGACAAUCUUUCAUCAUAUUUUGGUCGCAAGAACCCAUUCUACAACAACGUCAAUCCAGAAACCGACUAUGUGUGGAUUUUGGACACUACCGCAUACCAGAACCGCCUAGGAAGAUGGAACGCCGAAUUCGUCGCUGCCUAUUUCGUCAAGAACAGUGGCAAGGACCUCUCCAAGGUCGUCGCAUGGGUCAGUGAGAAGAUCGGCCUAGCAGACGACGAGCAAGCCAGGGCAACUGUCGCACAGAGGCUCCAGCCUUUUGCGGACCAGAUCCUUCCCGCGCAUGCCGUCCAAAUCGAUCUACUGGGCAUCAACACCAGACUGGGUCCCAGCGGACGCGACGGUAUCAGCUCCGAUGUCUUGGCUAUUCCAGGGAACGACUACAAGGAAGGCCAAGUCAACAAGUUCAAGGCCGUCAACGCCGAUGCAACGCCGUUCAAUAUCACAUUCGCCAAACCCAAGGGCUGGGCCAUCCUGUCCGAUGUGGACGACACUAUCAAGAAGACUCUAACAUCGUCACCCGUCGGUAUCCUGACCACCACCUUCGCCGAAGAGCCAGAGCCCAUCAAGGGUAUGCCAGAACUGUACAGGCACAUUGUACAAAAGCUCGACAACCCGCCCUUCUGGUACCUCUCAGCGUCACCAUACAACCUCUACCCUUUCCUCCGCAAGUUCCGCGAGCAAUACUACCCCAACGGCACCAUGAUCCUCCGCGAUGCUAGCUGGAUGAACCUUGCUGGCUUCCUCGCAAACUUGACUCAGGGCACUGAGGCCUACAAGGUUGAUCGCAUCGAGAAGGUCCACGGAUGGUUCCCCAAACGCAAGUUCAUCCUCAUCGGUGACUCAACACAAACAGACCCUGAGUCUUAUGGUGAAGCCUACCGCAAGUUUGGCAAGAACUGGAUCGGCGCUAUUUACAUCAGGAAAGUCACGGGCGUAGCGGAGAUGGACGAGGGCAGGAAGAACGACCCGGAACGAUUCGAGAAGGCGUUCAAGGGUGUACCUAAGGAUAUCUGGUAUAUCUUCGAGGAUGCGCAGGAGCUGUAUGCGAAGAUUGAUGCUUUGCCUAAGAUCGAGUAA